Chanos chanos (milkfish) is the source of this 3906-nucleotide messenger RNA. RefSeq names its product scavenger receptor cysteine-rich type 1 protein M130-like. The coding region runs from base 1 to 3906 and encodes 1301 amino acids. The record is from RefSeq and is a predicted model, not a curated record. Gene Ontology annotation, cellular component: membrane. Lineage: Eukaryota; Metazoa; Chordata; Actinopteri; Gonorynchiformes; Chanidae. The transcript is spliced from 16 exons.
AUGACUAUGACCCUAAUGGAUGACUUUUCAUACACAGCUUACACAGCGUUCAAACUGGUUGGAGGCCCUGACUCCUGUGCUGGUCGAGUUGAGCUGCGGUACCUGAAUGAGUGGGGCACAGUGUGUGAUGCAUCAUGGGACAUGAGAGCUGCCAGUGUCCUCUGUAGGCAGCUGAAUUGUGGGAGUGCUCUGGGGGUCAUGGGAUCGGACCAUUUUGGAGAGGGGAGUGGCCACAUUUGGUCUGAUGUAUUUGAUUGCCAGGGGAAUGAGACCCACCUCUCAGACUGUGUCAUCUCCUCAUGCAGUCGAGCUUCAUGUUCUCAUGAACAGGAUGUUGGAGUCAUCUGUUCUGAUUCCUCAAAGUCUCUUCAGGAUGGCAUGGUGCGGACCACUGGAGAGAGAGAAUGUGAGGGAGAAGUUGAGGUUUAUUCCCGUCAGUCCUGGAGGAGAGUUCUGUUCAACUCUUUUGGUUUCCCUGAAGCCUCUGUGGUCUGCAGACAGUUGGGUUGUGGCUCUGCUGUAAAGUUCUGGAGCUCCCCUCCAUCCAGCAUCAAAGGCACUGAAGUGUGUCUGACAGAUUUUUCAUGCUCUGACUCAGGUCCCAGGUCCCUCAGGCUGGUGGGUUCUGGGAGUGACUGUGCAGGGAGACUGGAGAUUUUCCACAAAAACUCAUGGGGAACAGUGUGUGAUGAUUCUUGGGAUAUUGAGGAUGCCCAGGUUGUGUGCAGACAGCUCCAGUGUGGAGAGCCCCUGAGUGUCCCAGUUCCAGCCUGGUUUGGUCCUGGAACUGGACCCAUAUGGCUGGAUGAGGUGGAGUGCCUGGGGAACGAGACGUCCCUGUUGAGUUGUUCUUCAAAGAGAUGGGGACAACAUGACUGUGGACACAAUGAGGAUGUGGGAGUAGUGUGUUCAGAGUUCAAAGAGGUCAGACUUACUGAAGGCUGCUCAGGGAACCUGGAGGUAUUUUAUAAUGGGACCUGGGGUAAUGUCUGCAUGAACCAGAUGGACUCAGACACAGCCUCUUUAAUCUGCCAAGAGCUGAACUGUGGAAAGAGUGGCAGUGUUGACUGGGCCAGACCAAGAGUGGCUUCAGCUCCAAACUGGCUUGAUUUAAUGAAAUGCAGACCACAUGACGUCACUCUGUGGCAGUGUCCAUCUUCACCCUGGGGUCAGAAUGAAUGCACUGAUGUUGAAGUGGCUCAAAUUACCUGUUCAGACAGUGUGAGGCUGGUGAAUGGUGGUAAGCGCUGUGCUGGGAGAGUGGAGGUUCUUCAUGAGGGACAGUGGGGCACGGUUUGUUCUUUUUACUGGGAUAUGACUGAUGCUGCAGUGGUGUGUAGAGAGCUGGACUGUGGGGAGGCUGUAGCAGUAUUGCAUAAUGCUCAUUUUGGAGAGGGAUCAGGACCAAUCUGGAUGGAAAAUGUGGCCUGCAGUGGAUCAGAGUCUACACUGAAGAACUGUACAUCAGCAGGAUGGGGCAAACAUAGCUGUCUCCAUUCUGAAGAUGCUGGAGUCAUCUGCUCAGGUCAUGUGACCAGACUAGUUGAUGGAUUUAACUUGUGUUCUGGGAGACUAGAGCUUCUACGUGGAAACAAAUGGGGCACGGUGUGUGAUGCUGCCUUUGACCAGCAGGAUGCAGAGGUUGUGUGUCGAGAGCUGGGCUGUGGGGCUCCUGGAGAAAUUCUGGGAGGAGCAGCUUUUGGCAGAGGGGAGGGCCAUGUGUUGUCAGAUGAGUUUCAGUGUGGAGGAAAUGAAUCUGAGAUAUUCCUUUGUCCAAAAUCACCUUCACAGAAACCAAACUGUUCUCACAGUAAUGAUGUGGGACUUACAUGCACCGCUUACACAGAGUUCAAACUGGUUGGAGGCCCUGACUCCUGUGCUGGUCGAGUUGAGCUACGGUACCUGAAUGAGUGGGGCACAGUGUGUGAUGUAUCAUGGGACAUGAGAGCUGCCAGUGUCCUCUGUAGACAACUGAAUUGUGGGAGUGCUCUGGGUGUUGUGGGGUUGGAUCGUUUUGGAGAGGGCAGUGGUCAGAUUUGGUCUGAUGUGUUUGAUUGCCAGGGGAAUGAGACACACCUGUCAGAAUGUGUCAUCUCCUCAUGGAGUCGAGCUUCAUGUUCUCAUGAACAGGAUGUUGGAGUCAUCUGCUCUGAUUCCUCAAAGUCUCUUCAGGAAGGAAUGCUGCGGACCAUUGGAGAGAGAGAAUGUGAGGGAGAGUUUGAGGUUUAUUCCCGUAAGGCCUGGAGGCGAUUUCUGGUGAACUCUUACGGUUUCCCCGAAGCCUCUGUGGUUUGCAGACUUUUGGGUUGUGGCAGUGCUGUAAAGUUCUGGAGCUCCCAUCCAUCCAGCAUUAAAGGCACUGAACUGUGUCUGACAGAUGUAUCGUGCUCUGGGAAUGAGGCUCAUGUAUAUCAAUGCAGAAGCAGUCCUGGUGCAGACUGUGCUCAUUACCAAUAUCCAUCAGUCAUCUGCUCAAAUUCAGGUCCCAGGUCCCUCAGGCUGGUGGGCUCUGGGAGUGACUGUGCAGGGAGAUUGGAGAUUUUUCACAAUAACUCAUGGGGAACAGUGUGUGAUGAUUCCUGGGAUAUUGAGGAUGCCCAGGUUGUGUGCAGACAGCUCCAGUGUGGAGAGGCCCUCAGUGCCCCAGUUCCAGCCUGGUUUGGUCCUGGAACUGGACCCAUAUGGCUGGAUGAGGUGGAGUGCCUGGGGAAUGAGACGUCCCUGUUGAGUUGUUCUUCAAAGAGAUGGGGACAACAUGACUGUGGACACAAUGAGGAUGUGGGAGUGGUGUGUUCAGAGUUUAAAGAGAUCAGACUUACUGAAGGCUGCUCAGGGAACCUGGAGGUAUUUUAUAAUGGGACCUGGGGUAAUGUCUGCAUGAACCAGAUGGACUCAGACACAGCCUCUUUAAUCUGCCAAGAGCUGAACUGUGGAAAGAGUGGCAGUGUUGACUGGGCCAGACCAAGAGUGGCUUCAGCUCCAAACUGGCUUGAUUUAAUGAAAUGCAGACCACAUGACGUCACUCUGUGGCAGUGUCCAUCUUCACCCUGGGGUCAGAAUGAAUGCACUGAUGUGGAAGUGGCUCAAAUUACUUGUUCAGAAGAAGAAAGUUCCAACCCACGAAGUCAUUUGACAUGUUCAGCAUCUACAGCCCAGAGGCCAUGUUCAGGCCGUCUACCCCUCAGACUGAUGGGGGGAGAGGACCAGUGCUCUGGGAGGCUGGAGGUUUAUCAUAACGGUACCUGGGGCUCAGUCUGUGAUGAUCUGUGGGACAUGAGGGAUGCUCAGGUGGUGUGCAGGCAGCUGGGCUGUGGUCAGGCACUGAGGGCUGAUGGGAGUGUUGUCUCUGGUCAUGGAGAGGACACUGUGUGGCUGAGUAGAGUGGAGUGCAGAGGCAGUGAGUUCCAGCUGUGGGACUGCUCUCUCUCCCUGAAGAACCACACUGACUGUUCCAAAGAGAGACACGCCAAGGUCACCUGUACAGUUGUUACCAGACGGACCACGACCUCAAAGACUCUGUCUCCAGCUCCACGUCAUUCUGUUCCCUCAGCGAUAUUCCUGGUUCUAGGAACGCUGCUCCUACUGCUGGUGGUGCUUCUGGUUGUGAUGUUUUAUCAGAACAGAGCAAUGAGGAGAGCCCUUUCCAAGAGGAAACACAUGACUGUGUCUGAAGUGGUCUAUGAGGAGAUUAAUGACAGAUUCAUCACUAAAAGAACCAGUAACACUGUUCAGAGGGGGGGAAAUGAGGAGGAGAUUACACCAGAGGAUUAUGAUGAUGUCAGGUCUGUUGGAGAUGUUCAGCAAAAUGUUCAGAAGAUGGAAUAUGAAAAUGUGGUGGAAGAAACUCUCAAAGGCCAGAGAAAACUCUCUGAAGAUUACGUCAACACAACCGAAGCGACCAAAUAA